CAAGACAAUCAUUAAUAUGAUUUCUUUCUGAAAAAGACAUGUAUUAUUCCAUAAAAUGGAUUAUUCAUACAGUUCACACUAACCAAUCCUGAGCUCUAGUUUCCUUUCUGAGUUCUCUAGUGCUAUAUAUGACAUGAAGUUGUAGUAAUUUUGCAGUGAAGGAAGAUGGAAUACUGCAAACUCCAGAUAGUGGCUAUUGUAUCACUGGUGCUUCUCUUCCCAGUCAUUGAUGCUUGGGGACAUGAUGGGCAUUACAUAGUUUGUAGCAUUGCUCAGUCUCGCUUGAACAAAGGAGCUGCUGAGAUAGUGGAAGAACUGCUUCCAAAAUCUGCACAGAAUGACUUAGGGAGUGUGUGUAUAUGGGCAGAUCAGAUCAAGUUUCAUUAUCCCUGGUCAAGACCCCUUCACUUUGUAAAUACCCCUGAUGUUUGCAAUUACAAGUUCUCGAGGGAUUGCAAGGAUGAAAAUGGAAGGGAAGGGAGGUGUGUUGCAGGAGCAAUUCAAAAUUACACCAGCCAGUUGAUAGAUUCCAGCAGCAAAGAUAACCUUACUGAAGCACUCCUGUUUUUCUCUCAUUUUUUGGGUGAUAUUCAUCAGCCUCUACACUGCGGUUUUGCUUCAGACAAGGGAGGCAAUACAAUUGAAGUUCACUGGUACACAAGGAAGCAAAAUCUUCACCAUAUAUGGGAUGACAACAUUAUAGAGACAGCACAAGAAAGGUUCUAUAGUUCAAAUUUGGCAGACCAGAUUGAUGCAAUUCAAAAAAAUAUUACGACUGGCUGGGCCGAUCAAGUUAAGAGCUGGGAGAGCUGCAGUUAUACUGAUACAACAUGUGCAGACGUAUAUGCCUCUGAAAGCAUUGAAGCAGCCUGUGACUGGGCAUACAAAGAUGCGACUGAAGGUUCAGUUUUAGAAGAUGAAUAUUUUCUCUCCCGGUUACCAGUAGUCAAUAAGCGGUUGGCUCAAGCUGGAGUUCGGUUGGCAGCCAUUCUCAACCAUUACUUUAAGUGAUAAUACUUAUUUCUUCUAUAGUGUAUGCUGAAGCUUUAGACCAUACAUGUCGAUCAGUAUCAAUAAAAUACAUGGUUCUAGUCAUUGCUUUUGAAUGUAUAAAACAAGAUACUUCUAGUAAUCUAGCACUCUUUUUCUUUGUGAAAUUAGUGUUCCACCUUGCUACUCAAAUUAUAUCAAUUGAUUAAAUUAAAGGCCGCUUUCUGAUAUUGCUCCACA
Messenger RNA from Quercus robur (English oak), 1230 nucleotides. RefSeq names its product endonuclease 2. Lineage: Eukaryota; Viridiplantae; Streptophyta; Magnoliopsida; Fagales; Fagaceae. Gene Ontology annotation, molecular function: endonuclease activity; nucleic acid binding. Bases 166 to 1011 code for a protein of 281 amino acids. The record is from RefSeq and is a predicted model, not a curated record. Gene Ontology annotation, biological process: DNA catabolic process. The transcript has 9 exons.